AUGACUCAAAAUCAAACACUACAAAACGAUCAUCUUCAUAAUAACAAUUUCCAACAAUCAUCAUCUACACCUGCUACAACUACUUGUCAACAAGUUGAUAUUAUUGCAUGUUCACCUAAUCUAGCUGAUCUAAAGGAUCACGUCAAAGAAAACACAUCAGAAUCAUCAUUAUUGUUGUCAUCACUUAAACAUUGGGAUAAAAAAUCUCAAGAAUCAGUACCACUUACGACAUCACAAGUAAUUAAUUUCGGCGACAAUUAUGUAUCUUAUGCUGAUAAUAGUCAAAAACAAAAAACAAGACUAGAUAUUAAGGGAUGCAACAAACCAGAUGUUAGUUCUAGCUGUAAAAAAUUGAGCAAGGAUGAUUUAUUGGAAUUGCAGGAAUCUUGUUUUGGAUUUGACGCAAUAGAAUUUGUUCAAAGUAAAAAAAUAGUAACUAGCAAUCAAUCAGAAUUUAUAAUUAAUGAUAGAAAAAGAAACUUUAAUUAUGAUGAAGAAGAGGAGUGGCUUGUUAGUCCCAAAAAAUUUCGUGAGGGUAGUUAA
Entrophospora sp. SA101 is the source of this 543-nucleotide messenger RNA. The record is from the annotation of a GenBank genome assembly. NCBI's taxonomy places the organism in Eukaryota, Fungi, Glomeromycota, Glomeromycetes, Entrophosporales, Entrophosporaceae.